UACACAAAACAUAUACAUAUGGUACGACUAUAAAAUACAUAAUAAAGUCCUAAAAGGUCACACUCAAAAUAUUUAUGUUAAAACAUUUUUCAUUUCAUGGAUGGAGAUCAUCACCGUGGAUUCAAAUUAAACCCCAUUCUCAUUGGCCUCCUUGGCAUCCUCUGUGGCGCCAUUGCGGUUGCAGCCUUUCAUUGCAUUGCCGUGGGCUGUCGGCGUGCCACAAGCGCACCAAGGCCAAGCCGACAUCAAAUUUCUGAAAAUGCCCAAGAAACGGGCAGAACCACGAGGACAAUUGCAGUUCCAGUGUGUAGGUAUAGCAAGGAAUAUUGCAGUGAAGAAAUAUGCUCGGUGUGCUUGUCCGAAUUUAAUGAAGGUGAACAGAUUCGUGUGUUGUCUGAAUGCUUGCACUUGUUUCAUGUGGCUUGCAUUGACAUGUGGCUAAAUUCACAAUCAAAUUGCCCACUUUGUCGGGCUACUACGGUGCCUUCCCAGCAUGUUGUCGUGUUGAUGCCGGAGUCCGGCGGGAUCCCUCCUCGGGAUUUCCAUCAGGUGCCUGAUUCUGGAGCAGGAUGAUAUACAACAUAUAACGAUAACCAUCAGAUUCCAAUAACUUCAUCUGCAAGUUUUCAUAAUUUUGCUUAGGCAACACUUUUUGCUGUUAGGUAAAUUUGCAAAGUGGACGAUGCUACUUCUAGUGCAUGUGAAAAAUGAGAUGCUGAUUAAUUUCGUCAUUAAAACUUUUCUAUCAUGUCCUAUCUAUCUGUCUGUGAUUUAGUUAUUAAGCAAUUGACAUUACUUGCACAAGUAAGCUACAGAAUAUAAUAGGUAGGUAACUUGUAAAGUGAUCAUGUACAGUUUAAUAAAUAGC
This is a messenger RNA of Ricinus communis (castor bean), 868 nucleotides long. RefSeq names its product RING-H2 finger protein ATL51. Gene Ontology annotation, biological process: protein ubiquitination. NCBI's taxonomy places the organism in Eukaryota, Viridiplantae, Streptophyta, Magnoliopsida, Malpighiales, Euphorbiaceae. The record is from RefSeq and is a predicted model, not a curated record. The transcript has a single exon. Bases 97 to 573 code for a protein of 158 amino acids.